Messenger RNA from Chironomus riparius, 3187 nucleotides. The record is from the annotation of a GenBank genome assembly. Lineage: Eukaryota; Metazoa; Arthropoda; Insecta; Diptera; Chironomidae.
CAUUCUUAUUUUGAAAAUGAUUUUAUUUAAAGUAAAAGUUUUAAUUUUAAUACUUGUUGGUGUAAAAAGUGAAGAUUUAUCAAUUGGAUCGAAAUGCCAGGCAAAUGAUGGUUCUGAAGGAAGUUGUGUUGGUAUUGACAGCUGCAAUAUAAUCCGAGAUAAUUUAAGAAAUGACACAAUUCAAAUGAAUCAAGUCGUUGUAUGUAAUAAAUUGAUGAGAUAUGUCUGUUGUCCUGCUGAAACAUCAUUCUUCAGUUCUCGAUUAAAUUUGGAUAGAUUAUCUUCAUGGAACCUAAUUGAGGAUGGUCCAAGAGCUUGUGGAAAACCUGUAAUUGGAUUUGGUACUGUUUUUUAUGGAACUCAAAUUAAACGUGGAGCAUAUCCAUGGAUUGCAGCACUCACCAAGACCGAAAAUGACCGAUUCUUCUGCGGUGGAACUAUUGUGUCAAAAAACAUUGUUAUUACGGCUGCUCAUUGCAUCGAGGGUAAACAAAGAAAUCAUGUCUUUGAUCCAAAAGACAUAUUCGUCAUUCUCGGUGCUCACAAUUUGGAAGCACGUCAUGAACCUGAUAGGGUUACAGCAAGUGUUCGGGCUAUUCAUGUUCAUCAUGACUGGAAUCCAUUCGUAGUAUCAUUUGAUGCUGACAUUGCAAUUCUUGAAUUGGCAAAUAAUGUUAAUUUUAAUGAAUUCAUUCAACCGAUCUGCAUAGCUGCACCAAAAUCAGAGGCUGCAUUAAAAACAGAUGGUGUGGUUGUCGGUUUUGGACGAAGUGAAAAUAGGAGAAUUGAAAAUAUUGCCAGAGUUAUAACUUCACCAAUUCAUAGUCAUCAGUUCUGUGCUAAUAGUUCCGAUCAUGAAACAUUGUUAACACAUCGAACAUUCUGUGGAGGUUUUGCUAAUGGAACUAGUGUUUGUGAGGGCGAUAGUGGAAGUGGAUUGAUAGUUAAACACAAUGGAGUUUAUUAUCUUCGUGGAAUAGUUUCAGCAUCACUUUAUGAUACUCUUAUUGGAUGUAAUAUCAAUUCUUAUUCAAUUUACACGGAUACUUUAGAAUUUUAUAGUUGGAUUACAACUGGUACAGACGAUAAGGUCUUGCUUCAAAAGACUUUGGAGGAAAAUCGAAAGUUGCAAUUAGACAUUAAUAGAUAUGUUGCGACAAUUCAGGAAUUAAAGGAAGAAAUUAGAAUUUCAAAAGCGAAUUUAACAACAACUUUAAAUUCAAUUGUUUCUGAAGAGUAUGUUCAACCAGAAAAUAGGCAAGAUCAAUUUGAUUGGAAAUUAACAAAGGCUUUUCUUAAGUCGCAAUCUGGCAAUGCAUUAAUUUCACCGUUAGGAUCUAAAUUGUUAUUGACCUUGCUAGCAGAAGCAGCAGGACAGACAUAUGAAACUAAAACAAGAACGGAAUUAGAACAAGUUUUGCCAAACAACAGGAAUCUUUAUGAUGCUAAGGAAUACUUUAAGAAGGUUUUGGCAUCAAUCGGUACUCUCAAUGAUGCUUAUCGCGUCAAUUUCGCCUCAAAAAUCUAUGUAGAUAGAACCUUUAAAAUUAGUCAGAGAUUCAGUUCCAUUGCUGAAUACAAUUAUAAUGCCAAUGUUACUAAUUUAGAAUUCAAUGAUGCUCAUAAUUCAGCAAAAAUAAUCAAUGACUGGGUUAAGGAUGUAACAAGAGGAAAUAUUAAAGAUUUAGUGUCAGAAGAUGCAAUCCAAAAAUCAAUUCUCGUCCUCAUCAAUGCUCUCUACUUUGAAGGCACAUGGAGAUUCCCAUUCAAUAAGACAAUCUCAAGAGAUUUCUUCACAGCACCAGGAAGAAAGACAGCUAAGAAAUUCAUGGAACAGACAUCAAACUUUUACUACUUCUACUCACGUCAUUUGAAUGCCAAGAUCCUUAGAAUCCCAUAUGAAGGAGGUAGAUUCUCGAUGUUCAUUAUUUUGCCAUCAGAAGUUGACGGAAUUGACGAUGUUGUUGAUAAGCUUGAUUCAAAUACUCUUAAGAAUGAAGUCUGGCAUAUGGAUGAGUAUAUAAUUCAUGUUGCUAUUCCUACGUUCAAGUUCGACACAUCAAUUAACUUGAAUAACAUUACUAAAAGUUUGGGGAUCACGGAAAUUUUUGAAAGCACUACGAAUUUUCCAUUACUCUCUAGGGGAAACGAAGAAGGAAAAUUGAAGGUUUCAAAUAUAAUUCAAAAAUCAGGAAUAGUUGUUGACGAAAAGGGCAUUAUCAAUCACUUAAUUCCAGAACAAAAAGUAUCAGGGUGUCGGCCUAAAGAAUUCAUCGCAGAUCAUCCUUUCGUAUUCUUUAUUGAAGAUGAUACAACUGGUGCGAAAAUAUUAGCCGGCAGAGUUUCGAAUCCAGAAUACUAAAGUUAUAAUUCAAAUUCACAUUCUUUGAUUGUUAAAACCUUAACCAAAAACCACAAAAACAUUGAAGCAUUCAAGAUUUUUCAUAAAACAUCACUGGAAAAUGUACAACAUCGCAUUUUCCUUAAUAGGCUUAAUUUGUUGCUGUUUAUUUUAAAAAUACUGUAUUUUAUUUUUCUAAUAAAACUUUAUAAUAAUAAGACAUAAAAUCACACUCAAAUGGGUAUAAAUUCAGUUCCAAUUGAAAGCUUUUGAUUGAGCACUUUUUGACUAAAACUGUUGCUAAUAUUUGUUAUAAUCCUUUAUUUAUGCAAUGAAAAUCACGGCGGAACAGAAGAAAUAUGAAUAAAUUGAUAUUAAUCUAGUCGGUUUUAAUUCAAAUGAGUACUGUUUGCCUAAAGGUCUUGCUAAGACACCACUAGUGCAAAUAAUUUUAUAUAAUGUUAACAGUUCAGAAUUUUCAGUAUCAAUUGAGCUGUUAAGAUCAUUACCUUCAAGAGAGAUUUUGUACCGAUUUGCACAGAGUUAAAAAUGCAAUUUUGUAUAAAAUAAUAAAUAAAAUGAGCAAAUAAAUACUUCAGUUGAUCAAGGUCAAAAGUCAAAGCAUAACUCAAUCCUAAAAUUCUACAAUUCUCCAUUUGUCCAUUCAAAUGCACUCAAAACACCACAAGGGACCUUAGAGUAGCAAAAUCCUAAGUAGAUCUACCCGAAAAGCAACAAGAAAAAACCAUAAAUGAGCACAAAACAUAAAAACUUACAGCACAAACAUUUUUUAGUCUUUCCCAUGUGUGCAGAAUUGGUGAAAAUAGAGACGAAAACUCGUUAAUG